Molecule: messenger RNA, 1689 nt
Organism: Folsomia candida
Lineage: Eukaryota; Metazoa; Arthropoda; Collembola; Entomobryomorpha; Isotomidae
Exons: 7
Coding region: 412-1605 (397 amino acids)
Molecular function (GO): sequence-specific DNA binding
Source: RefSeq, a predicted model, not a curated record
UUUUACAUAGAGUUAAAGCAUAUCCUUUGUUGACCUGAAUUUUCCAACACUAGUGAUUUCAAUGUUACCGUGCGUAAAGAACCUGUACGUACUUGAAGAAUUUUGACCCUUGACCUCCACUUGGUCCAUGUUAUAUUUACAUGUCAAGGGUAGAAUUGAUUGAUAAAUGUCAAAUCGAUGACAUAAUUUGUGCACUGUCCCUUGGAAAAUACGACGGGGCAGAAUGAUAGAGCGGCAACAUACCAUCAUACUUCACUGAACAUGUGCUUUUCCGCAAAAUAAUAAUAACAAAACAAAAAUUUAAUUAUUUAUUUGUAAUUUAACAAAUUAUAAAUUAUACUGUUACGCAGAUUUUGACCAAGUGAUUGACUAAGGCAAGUAAAUAAUUACGGAGAUAAAGGAAUACUGAGGAUGAAGUUUUAUUGCGCCAUACCGGCUUGUACGCAGCAGGACCAACGAGAUUGUGGAGAUUUAUCAUUUCACAGAUUUCCCAACAAGAAUGAUCCCUUGCGAGAAAAAUGGGUCAAAGUUGUCCGCACGUUAAGACAAGAUUCUAGUUGGGAGCCUCGUGAAAAUAAUCGAAUCUGUUCUCGACAUUUUCCUGGUACCGUCAAGCACUACCGGGGAAGCCAUGGAAAAAUGGUUGGUUCUCCGGUUCCGUCAUUAUUCCCCCGACGAUCUGACGAAGUUACGCAGGAGGAUAUUCCGGGAGGAUGUUUCCUCUGCUCAAUUUCGACAUUGUCCGCAGUCUCCGUCUCACACAGUGAUCAAGUCAAGGAUCAAAUUCACCUUUAUAAGGAUCUCUUGAACCGGGAGGCCUUUAAGAAAGGCCUCAUCCCCAAUUCGUCCUCCUCCCUUGUCUACCCGUCCGAGGGGGAAGAAAAUUCCUGCCUCUCUUGUCUCACCACGGUUUCCGCGGUGUGGGCAAUGGAUCGAGAAAUAAUCGUGCUGAAGGGAAGGAUCAAAAAAAUGAUAGAAAAAAGUCUGAAUCAACACGCCGAAAAAUUUGUAAAUCGAGCGAAUGCAGAGAAGGAAAACGUUCGCAAAAGGAAGCAAAUUGAUGAAAAUAUUUCAUCAAAACGUGAAAAACUCGAGGUCUGUGACCAAGCCGUGUUCGACUGGAUGAUUGCAGCUUCCACUCCACGCUCUGCUACUGUAUCUUCUACUUCGACAUCAGCACCUGCCGAGUCAGCCGAAGUAAACUCCGUCACAGAAUCGCACCCUCACCCCGAAUCAAUAUCUUCAAAGCCACCAGCGUCGUCCAUCAUAUCUACCCCGUUUUCAUAUUCUGAUGAUGAUAACCACCCUGCCGAGAUGGACUUAACGGAUGAAACCAUUCCGCCAUCCCGGCUCAAAAUCGAGGGGGACGAUGACGAUUGCUUCGUAUUUGAGGAAUCCGAGGAAAUGCAGACUACCGCAGCUACGCCAAACUUUACCACCCCUGUCAUCACUUCUGCCAAAUCCAUGAGCAAAGAUCAAGAAUACUACAUAUUGUAUGAAGGGGACCGACCGUAUGGGUGUUGUAGAUGUGUGCGUCGUUUCAAAACUAAAGACUGGGUUAUUCACCACAUGAAUACGUGUAAAGGAGUGAAAUUGAAAUUAUGACGAUAACACUAAAAUAAACAUAAUAAAUUUUUGAAACAUUGGAAAAAAUUAUAGAAAUAAAUAUAAUUAAAAUAUUCUAAGCAA